GAGAAGGAGUACUGCAUUAAUCAAAGGCAGAGCUAAUAGUCUCCUUCACUAAGAAAAGGAGACUAUUUGUAUUAAUCAUGAAUGCUAAAUGGAUUAAAUGUACGUACGGUGUAAGCUAAUCCCUGGGGUAAAACUCCGGAGUGACGUAGAAUUGGGCAUGUGGUGGUGCAUUAAUUAAACGCGUCUACUAAGUACCAGAGAUUCGGAGAAGACCGAUUGAUGGAUUUGAAGACGGGGCCCAGGGCUCCGCCCUCGGUGUUCCGGGGGCACCUGCUGAGGGCCGGGGUCGUAUGUAUGACAUAGUCUUUUUCAGUCUCACGAUGACUAUCACAGAGUCUACCUCUGUUAUUUCCAUUACUGCUGCUACACACUUUCCGAUUAAGCUUACGGCAUCCAACUUUCCGGUGUGGAAAUGUCAAGUACAUAAUGCCUUAGUUGGCCUUGGUCUUGAUUCCUACAUCGAUGGUACACUUCUUUCGCCGAAUCAAUUCACUGAUCCGGCCAAAACACAAACAAAUCCAUGUUAUACGAUAUGGUACCGGCAGGACAAAACAAUUAUUAGUGCGCUCAUCGGAAGUUGCUCCGAGACGAUCCAGCCACUCAUCUCUUCCGCCAUCACAGCGCGUCAAGCGUGGGAGAAGCUUACUCUCACUUAUGCAAGCACAUCUCGAGGCCGAAUUAUUUCUCUCAAAACUCAAAUGGCCCGUACUACGAAAGGUGCUCGCCCCAUACUCGCCUACCUUGCCGAAAUGCAUGCCUUUGCCGAAUCAUUAGCACUCGCCCAGAGUCCCGUGACUGACGAGGACCUAGUCAUUGGCAUUCUAAAUGGCUUAGGUUCAGAAUAUAAUGACAUUCUAUCUGCUGUUCGUGUUCGGGAAACUCCCCUCCCUCUCUCACAACUUCAGGACAUUUUGUUGGAGCAAGAAAAACGUCACAAUGAACAGGUUGCUGCCACUCACUCUUUACUGCCCACUGCUAAUGCGACACAGAUGCUUCCACGUGGGCCUCAACCUGAACGUCGUUAUCAUGGUGAUUCACGCCCCUCAUCAUCACGACGUGGACGUGGGUCAUAUCAAGGUCAUGCAAAUAGGUCAUCCAAUGGUCCUGUGUGUCGUUUUUGUGACAACGUGGGGCAUGAGGUAAAAUAUUGUCGCAAAUUACAACGUUUUAUUCGUGACAAUAAUAUCUCAAUUGCAACCUCACCGGCGGUUCAUAAUACCAUGACUUCUGCUGCACCGGGAGGUCAACCGUGGCUAUUUGACACCGGGGCCUCUCAUCAUGUCACUUCUGAUGCUGCCAAUCUGCCAACAUACACUGAUUAUGGUGGUCCUGACGAGGUCAAGCUUGGCGAUGGAUCGGACCACGGGGGCGUCACUCAUGCGAGGGGAGAACCAUCUUGAUGUCUAUUACGCACCUAUGAUGUCACCUCAGGCACAUGUUACUCAAUGCCGUGACUCAUCUAUCUGGCAUCACACAUUUGGUCAUCCUUCAAGUCACAUUUACAGUUUAUUAGUUCGUCAAAAUACAAAUCAUGUUUCGUGUCCUAAGAGUUCUGUAACUCAUUGUGAAUCUUGUUACAUCAAUAAGAGUACUA
Cuscuta epithymum is the source of this 1594-nucleotide messenger RNA. The record is from the annotation of a GenBank genome assembly. NCBI's taxonomy places the organism in Eukaryota, Viridiplantae, Streptophyta, Magnoliopsida, Solanales, Convolvulaceae.